AUGGAUACUUCUGAAAAAGAUACAUCCUCGUCUACAUUGAGAAGAAUAUCAAAUACUCUUCAACAUCUUGGAUCAUCAUCAGCUCGUGAUCAACCAAAUCAUAUUGAAGACAAAGCAAGAGAUGAACUACCAUUGCGCACUCCAGAUGUAAACCUUCUCAAACAUUUGUUGGAUGGAGGUUACAGUAAUGAUCGUGAUCGUAUUAGGAAAUUGAUGCAAACUAGCAGUGCAUUCGAUGAGCUGCACCUCACUCAGUUAUUGUCACAAGAAGUCCAACGUGAGAGAACACUCAUUGCUGCCAAAGAAGUCAUCAAUGAGUCCAUUGUAUCCGUCACUGAUAUGAUUGACAACCCUGCCAAGUUCUUAUCAUGGUUCGAAACAGUUGCCUUUUGUGAUCCAAGUGUUGUUCUCAAGUUCGCUGUACAGUACAACCUCUGGGGAGGCACGAUCUUGUUGCUGGGCACAAAGAAGCAUCAUGACAAGUACCUCAAUGACAUCACCAAUGGCAAGCUAUUGGGUGUGUUUGGAUUGACAGAGUUGGGACAUGGCAGCAAUGUCCAGGGACUGGAGACUACGUCCACAUUCGAUCCACGCACACAAGAGUUCAUCAUCAACUCGCCAACCUGGACCUCUCAAAAGUACUGGCCAGGCAACAUUGCAACACAUGGUCAAAUGGCCACAGUGUUUGCUCGUUUGAUCAUUGGCGACACUGAUCAUGGAGUGCACGCCUUUGUUGUGCCAAUUCGCACGGCACCCUCUUCCGCCCAUCCAUACGGCGUGCCAUGGACAGGCGUCGAGAUCAGAGACAGCAUUGGAAUCAAAUCAUCAUUCAAUGGCAUCGACAAUGGAGGACUGUUGUUCAAGAACGUUCGCAUCCCAUUGGAGAACAUGUUGGAUCGCUUCAGCAGUGUCUCGCCAUCUGGAAACUAUCGCUCCACAGUGCCACCCCGCAAUCACUUUGCAGCAAUGAUGAGUGUCUUCUUUGUUGGACGUCUCUGUGUCUCCUCCAUCUCGCUCUCAACAUUCAAGGCAGGACUUGCCAUCGCCCUCUCAUACUCUAGCAACAGACUCCAGUUUGGUCCACCUGGCUCCAAGGAGCAGCCCAUCAUCAACUACUCCACUCAUCAAAGGAGACUUAUUCCACAUGUAGCUAGGACUUAUGCAUUGGACUUUGCUCACAAGAGCACUGUAGUUUGUAAGAAAUCAUUGGACGUGUUGCACUCUUACUCAAGUGGCCUCAAAGCCGUUACAUCAUGGGAGUCACUGGUGGCACUCCAGAAUGCACGUGAGUGUAUGGGUGGACAGGGUAUGAGACUAAAGGCCCGUAUCACAAUGCUCCGAGCACACAGUGAUAUGUCAGCAACAGGCGAAGGUGACAAUACUGUAUUAUGUCAACAGGUAGCCAGAUUCUUGUUGAACGCCUACCACACUGCAAUGAAGAAUGGUGGACAGUUCACUGGCGAGUUGCAGUAUGUCAACAACAUCAACAGUCGUCCAACAACAGACAACUGGCGCAGCCUUACCUACCAGCAAUGGCUGAUGGAGAAGAGAGAGUUCCUUAUGAUCAAAGAGUUGCACAAGAGAAUGUACACAAACAAUCCAAACAUACACAAGGAGUCAAAGGAAUGGUUCGCAUUGUGGAACAAGAGUCUAAACCUUUGUAUUCAGUUGACCAAGGCCAAUGUGGAUAGAUUGGUACACUCGAUCUUCUUACAAAAGAUCAUUGAUACUACAUCAGAGCCAAACGCCAACACUGUUCAAAUGCUCAAGAAGCUGUGCUGCCUUGAUGGAUUGGUGCAGAUCCAGAGAGACCUUGGAUUCUACUGCUCCACCGGCGUCAUCCCCGCUGCUGGACAUGAAAAGUGGAUCAAGUUGGACGAUGAGAUCACCUCACUAUGCAAUGAGAUCACGCCAUUCCACAAAGAGUUGACUGAUGCCUUUGGUAUUCCAGCCAAGUUCCAUCCAUUCCAAACCUCCAUCGAGCAA
Acytostelium subglobosum LB1 is the source of this 1986-nucleotide messenger RNA. RefSeq lists its product as hypothetical. The annotation marks the transcript as partial. Gene Ontology annotation, biological process: lipid homeostasis; fatty acid beta-oxidation using acyl-CoA oxidase. Gene Ontology annotation, cellular component: peroxisome. The transcript is spliced from 6 exons. NCBI's taxonomy places the organism in Eukaryota, Evosea, Eumycetozoa, Acytosteliales, Acytosteliaceae. The record is from RefSeq and is a predicted model, not a curated record. Gene Ontology annotation, molecular function: acyl-CoA oxidase activity; FAD binding; fatty acid binding.